UUAACCUCCUCCAUUCUCUCCUCCACAACCCUCUUUCUAUCCUACAUUUCAUCUCUUGGAUGAAAAUGUGUGCAUUUGCUUAUCACCUUGUAACUCAACUCAAACUAUUAUGUUUUAAAUACUCUUUAUUGGUAAUGUAGUUCAGUGAUUCCCAACCAGUGCCGUGACACAUUAGUGUGCCGUGAGAGAUUAUCAGGUGUGCUGUGGAAAAUUAUCCAGUGUCACUUAAUUGGUCUGAAAAUUAUUUAUUUAAUACAAAUAAUGUAUCUUUGUUAGCUAUACUAGUGAAAUAGAGGCAAAACAAGUAAAUGUUCUUCACCAGGGUGUCAAACUAAUAUUCAUCAUGGUCCACGUCUUAGUUAGGGUUUCCAAUCGAUGGUCACCAUGACUAAAAAAAACAUAAAUGUGUAAGCGUAUAACAAAUAGAAUUUGAAAUCAGAGGUCAUUUAAAAUAUUGACAACCAAUUAUUUAAGUAUAGUGUUCCCCCGCAUAUGUGCAAUUCGUGGCUCGCAAAUUCACUUAUUUGCUGAUUUAUUUUUAACCCAUGCUCUUUUAUUUGCUGAAAAACUCACUUAUUUUCUCUUUUUGUGCUCAGGCCAAAGGCCUGUCCAAUAUAAAAGUAUUGCUUUGGCGCCAUCUUUUGGCUCACUCACUUUUGUUAAUUAACAUUUAAACAUUAUGCAAACUGUACACUCACUACUAUUUAUCAAACCUCAUAAUCGGUUAGCAGGAUUAUGCUAAAACGCGUUUGCUCUUCGAGUUAGCAAGAUUAAGAUAAAACUUUAUUUUAAGAAUUAUACCACAACUUCAUUUGGCAGAAUUAUUCUAAAAUUCAAAAGUUUCAGUUAAUUAGCAGGAUAGCGUUAUCCUUCUUCAGUUUGCUUGCAUUAGCUCCAAGUGGCACCGUGACACACCUGAUCCAGCAGAUGGAGCUGCGGUUAAAAAAAAAAAAAAAAAAAAAAAAAAAAAAAUGCAAUACCACCACCUACACAGUAAUGGAGUGGUACAGUAUGGGCUGGCACAGCAUGAUUCAUCAGUGACACGAACCAGGCGGGGUAGGUGGGCCUUGGUGGAGGUCAGUGCAUGACAAAGUGCCAUUGUAGAUGUGUUUUGUUUUCAGUUGUGCUUUCAUUUUUCCCAACCCGUUCCCAUUCCCUACAUCCUUCCUCCCCAGCCCGGUCUGUGAUGGUGUCCCCCUUCCUCUCGAUCCCGGAGAGAUGCCCGUGCAGGAGAUGGCGGUGAGUCCUGUCAAGUCCUUGUACUGGGAGCAGUCCCCCCCCAUGUGCCAGCGCCGAGUCUACUGCACCCCCAUCUACAAUGAAGGCCUGCUCUACGUGCUGGGGGGCUGCAGUGAGACCGGCAUGCCCCUGGACAGCGUGGAGGUCCUGGAUGUGGAGAGCCAGACGUGGAGCCAGCUGCCGCCACUGCCCACGGCGAGGGCGGGCGCUGCGGGCGUGUCGCUGGGGGGGCAGGUUAUGGUCCUGGGAGGCAUGAAUCAGCUGCAGACCCCGUUGGCUUCAGUGGAAGUUUAUCACCCAGAUGAGGGCAAGUGGGAGCCGAAGGCCAGUCUGGGGCAGCCGUCCAUGGGCAUCACCACUGCGCAGAAAGAUGGCAAGGUGUACGCAUUCGGCGGAAUGGGGGCGGACAUCACACCCCAGGCCCUGGUGAGAGUUUAUGAGGCAGAAAGUGACCAAUGGCAGCCGCUGACCUCAAUGCCGACACCACGAUAUGGAGCCACACCCUUUGUAAAAGGCAACAAAAUCUACAUCAUGGGUGGUCGCCAAGGAAAGAUGCCGGUGACGGCGCUGGAGGCAUUCGACCUGGAGAUGAAGAGCUGGACACGCUACCCGUGCAUUCCGAGCCGGAGGGCCUUUUCCUGCUGUGCAACAAAUGAGCGAAGCCUCUUCAGCCUUGGUGGCCUCCAGCAGCCGGGCCCACACAACUUCUACUCCAGACCUCACUUUGUCAGCACCAUGGAGGAGUAUGAUAUAGAUCAAGGCAUCUGGAUCAAACCCAGUCGAACAUCAAAGAUGCGAGAGAAGAGGGCUGACUUUGUAGCAGGAUGUUUGGGCGGACGGGUCAUUGUGGCUGGUGGUCUCGGCAAUGAGCCAUCACCUUUGGGCUCUGUCGAGAGCUACAACCCGAUAAAGCGUCGUUGGGAGUACGUGGCGCCUAUGCCCACCGCACGCUGCUCGUCUGCACUCCUGCAGACCUCCAGCAUGCUUUUCGUCAUCGGUGGGGUGGCGCAGGGCCCGAGCAAUGCCGUGGAAGCUCUCUGCUUACAGGAAACAGUGUGACACGUGCACAGGGAGCAACGCACACACUGGAGUAAAUGCACGCUGCCGUUGCUAUUUUAUUGUCGCUUGUGUGGAAAUGGCUGAAAUAUAUUUCCUUGGAUAUAGAGGCUAUCAUCCACACAUACUUUACUACUUUCACGCGCGACUGAUGGAUGCUUCUUGAUGGUACACAGAUUCUGCAAGCAUUUCUAAAAGAAAAAAGGCAUCCGGGGACAUUUGCUGACAGAGCUGGACGAAUAAAUACAAGGACAGUCAAGAUUACUGUGACUGAUAAGGAGAGAACACUGACAGCUUGUCUUCCUUGCAGAUGUCAGGGGAAGAUGAAAAAAUAGCAAAAAAUAAACACACACACACUAUCUGAAGACUUCACAUGCCUUUGAACUCUUGAGCAGUUUUCAGAACAAAAGCAGGGUACUUUUCUGGAUUUUAAAGGAACAUAGGGCCAUAUAUCUGUCACACUCCCCUGCUGCUGCGUCAGCAAUCUGACAUUUUUCUAUCAUUCUCUUUUUUUUUCAUAUAAUGAUGUGAUUGUGGGACACUUUAUUUUUGUUCUUUAGUUUUGUUACGGUGUUGUUUAAGUGUUAACAUUCCUGCUAAGUUACUAAAUGUAUGUAUUUAUUAACAAUUGGUUUGGUGGCUGGGUAGUAGAAAGUGUUAAAUUUAAAGCACCAAAAUUUGAAUUUAUUAUAAUUUCAUCAUGUAUACCGCAGGGGUGUCAAACUCAAAUUCACGGUGGGCCAAAAUAAAAAAUUGGGACAACGUCGCGGGCCAAACUCAAUAUUUAAUGAAAAAUCACUGCGAUGUCCAUGUUUCCCUUCUCUCCAGAAAUGUAGCAUUAAAGUUUAUCAUAUGAAAACAAAUUAAAAUUUUGCUUAAACACUGAAUCUGGAAUAAACAAACUUUAAUAUUAUAAACACGAGAAAUCAAAUUUGCGAUAAAAGACAUCAGUGGUAUUUGUUUGUUGUUUUGCAUUUAAAUAGAUAACAUGUAUUCUUCUGUCUCGCCAUCUUCUAUUUAUCUAUCUCCAACUACCUUUCUUUUUGAUGUAAAUCUUUUUUCAAAAGCCAACAACAAACCAACCCAAAAAAAUAAGAAUGUCCUUCAAUAAAAAUAGGAGUUGGAGUUGAUAAAGGGCAUUAAAAAAACAUUAAUUCAAUGAUGUUAUAUUCUUUGUUACAGCCAUGUUGCUCCGCACACGACAAACAGGUCUGUCUUUUCCUUUAGUGAACAGAUAAUCUGCCUCCCACCUGUCUUGGAAGUUAACUGUUUUCCAUCUUUCGUUUGGCCAUUUUUGGGAAGGACAAGUGUAAAUUUGCUCGAGGAGACCGGUAGCAUAGUUGCUAACGACAGCAACAGAAAGGGAAGGGGCGCUCGCCGGUCUAGCCUGAUGGGCCAACACACUAGCAAAGCAUUCUGGGAUUUGUAAUAUUAGUGGCGCAUGUGCUAUAUACUGGCAGGCCAGCUCUAAUACACAUUUGAUAUGGUCUUGUGGGCCAAAUAUAAUUACAUCAUGGGCCAAAUUUGGCCCCCGGGCCUGAGUUUGACAUAUAUAUAAUACCUGAAAUGAUGUGGUCCUUUCUGACUAACAUGAAGCCCAUAACCACAAAUGGUUUUUUUUAACUUAAAAAAAACAAAUCUUGAGGAUUGUGUGCCCCCAAAUACCGAAACCUUCCAUGCUACACCACCGAACUCAAGCGUGUUGGAUGUCCAUCCAUGGCCGCCACAACACCACCUGGUGUUGACCACAGUCACUGUGCUUCUUUUUAUCUCCAGCCUUGAGCAGUAAAGUGAUCAAUCACCACUGACAUUGUCCGUCACACUGUAGCACACUUUGUUCGUUUGUUUUUGUUUGUAGAUGCUCAAUCUACAAACUCCUCAGCCACCAUUACUGACAUGUUUGUUGUGUUUCCUCCAUCCACCACCACCACUGCAAUGCAGUGGAUUUAUUACCUCAGCUUGACAUCCAGCACAUUUCGGAUCAAUGGAUAAAUCACCUCAAGGUAAUGUCAGAUGGGCAACCUUUUGAAGCAUAAAAUUGAAUUUAAAGAAUAGGACAAAACACUUGUUGGCAUGUCAUUGUUUGAUGUUUAUGUUGCGUUGGCCAUGCUGUUCUUAGCUUGUACCCAAAACAUCAGCACAAAUGCAAUUGUGUUAACAGGUGUGCAUACCCUGGCAGAAUUUGGAUUUUUAGGCCAUUCUGGGAAUACGAAAUUGGAUCUUUCACUCAUUGUUAGUGGAUGGGUGAAGACAUCAAUUAUCAAACUUUAUUGAUUUAUUUAUUUGCUCUUUUAAGAUCAGAAUUACAACAGUAAUUACCGACAUGAUUCUGUUGAAAAGUUGACAGUUUUUAACAUCAAUGACAACUUAAAAGUUUUUGUGAUAGUUUUUGUUGAGGUACAGCUGACCAUUCUUCUUGGCAAACAGCCUCCAAUACCUGUAAACUCUUUGGCUCUAUUGCAUGAACCGCUCUUUUCAGGUCUCCCCAAAACAUCAGUGAUUCACAUUCAUGUUUCACAGAUGGAAUGUUGUACUUUAAAUCAUAGGCUUUGUUGGCUCCCAUCCAAAUAUAUCCCGUAGUUUAUGGUUGUGGCCUUAAAGUUCAAUUUAGGUGCAAUAACUUUGUUUCAGACGUUUUGACGUUUGUUUCUGUGCUGUUUGCUUUGUGGCAAUUUAGUUGUAAUGGCUUUGUUCUAGUGACUUGACCAUGGAGCCCAUUUUUCUUUAAAUUAGUGUUCAUCAUGAAACAGCCCCACCAGUUUUUUCUCCAGAGAGUCCUGUAUUUCAGCUGAAAUUAUUUGCGUUUUUUCUUUGUAUCCUGAACAAUUUUACUGGCAGUUGUGGCUGAAAUUUUUCACCGCGGCUUGGUUUCAACAGAUUCUCAUUUUCCACUCGGGGAUUUUUUAUUGUCCCAUUGCAAGGACUUUGAAUAAUUAUAUUAUUCAUGAGGACUUCAAAAGAGCAAACACAAUUGUUUGCUUUUCGAGUGACAUUAGUGAUUGUGGCAGCAGUAAAAUUAAAAUAAUGUACAAAACUAUACCAUAAAAUUAUUAUAGAGAAUGUGGCAGAUGUCAGUUAAUACACAUAGGAAUCAAAAUGCGUCCCUGCAUGAUGAUAAAAAUGCAGGUUAGUAUAAAAACAGAUCCUGAUCUCUAACCUGUACAAAAAAUGAUGACAUAACCCCCCACCCACCCUCAAAAUUUCAUAAUUUGAAAUUUGAAUUCCUGAGUAACUAUGUGGCCAAUUCUGGUAUACAUUUGGUGUAUUUGAUUUUAAUUGAAUUACCUAGAAAAUGCAUGCUGCACAUUCUUGUUCAAGCAAAUUUAUCCCACAAAAAAACCAUUUUUUUCAUUUCUAAUAGUUUCAUUCACGCUGAAAAUGAAAAAGUAAAACUUUAACAAAAUGAAGUCUAACAAAGUUCGUUUUUACACAUCUUUUUAUACUACUAAAGGAUCUAGAUUUUUUUUUUUACUGUAUACAGUAACGAACCUCCACUAUUAGUGGGUGAUAGGGAGCAAGUCGUACCAUGAAUAAUUGCCAGGGUUGUAAUUAUGUAACUAUGGAUGCCAAAAGAUGGCGGUAAAGCACUUAAAACAGAAACUAUCAUGAAGCAUCAACACCAUGAAUCGAGCCCCUACGUGACCAGGAUCCCAUGUUACAUAAACGACUAUUCAAUAAUGAAAUUAUUCUACACAAACACUUUCACAUGAGGCUCAUCAGUAGUAUUAGCUAGCAUACCAGCCUAAAUAACAUGCCAGCACAAACUGACAUUACAUCACACAUGGGCAAACAAAUACGCAAACUAGCACUUUGCACAAAUGGUAUGAGUCAUUAAACUCACCUUUUGGUACCUACAGUUCACACAAUAAUAUAAAGGAAUAGGCUAAUUUUAACGGCAACGUAGAUUAAAUGGGCCAAUUGUAGCUGCGUCGGGAGAGACUCAAACACAAACUUUCAUUCUGAGCUGCAUUCAAGGACCACCAACAAUAGAGAACAUCUCAAAACCAAUUAAAAACAAAAAACAUCAAUUCAUUAUACCUAACAACAACAGCAGCACAAAGACUCCGAAACAUGGUGCCAAAGUAAUAUGUUUAUUGCUUUGGCCUGUGGCCAAAAACAGCAAAGAGACACAUUUUGCAGUGAAUAACAGAGAAUAGGUUCCCAAAACAUUGUGAAUAUGCAAAUUUGCGAAUGCCGUAAUGCGAAUAUGUGGGGGUUCACUGCAUAAUUGAAAUAGAUACUAUACUUAACCCAUUUCAGCAAUAGUUUUUCCUGGUCAAGAGUAUAAGCAGUGCCACUAUAGUGACAUUUUUGGGUAACAAGAUCAAUAAAUGUAAACUAAAAACAAGAUGUUCAGAUGACAGACGUAUGCUUCAGAUGUUUGGACCAGCUGCACGCGCAAUGAGCUGAUGUGUCAUUUAGUUACUAUUUAUUUGAUGCAUUAAAGCAACUAAUCUUAAUUCAAAAUAAAGAGAAGUCUGUCUGAUCACAGCAUACUAAUUUCAAAUGCAUAGAGGGAGAGAAAAAAAACAUGCGUCAGAUGAGUGAAAGAUAAGCCCAGGACCAGAAACACACAAAUGCACACAUUCACUUUUCCUUGGCUGUUGCAGUUUCGAUUUGUGGUCUGCACCCAGACAGAUCUUGUUAUCUCUUUUGAGGGAUGGUGCCAAUAGACAGUUGGUUAUUUUGGAUGUUCACCAUUUGAUUGUGUUAGGUGCAGGUCACACAGCGCAAAGAGCAUACACACAUAAUGGAUUUGCAUGACAGUGCAAAUGCAUUUUCCACUCAGUUAUGAAAAUAGUUCUUUCUACGAACAACUACAGGAAAAAGGCAUGGAUAUAAUCUUGUGAGCUGUGAAGUAAACAAGGUUUUUGUGGUUUUGCCACACUUCGAUAUUGCAUAGGACUGUUGUGUCUUGCUGCUAAAGAAAUAUGAUUUAUUAGAUUUGCUAUAUAUCGUAGGUCCAUCCCCAAUUUUGCAAUUGUGAGACUGCGACGUGGGCAGUUGUGAGACUGAUCCAUUCUGUCAGUUUGCCAGCACACUGGUGCUCGUGAGCAUUUCUGAGAAAUCUCUGUAAAAAAACCUCAGUAUUUAUUAUUAGGCCAUCUGGAGGUUGGAGAGUGUCAUCUAAUUUCAUCGUGUUUUUCUCUGCUCCCCCCCCCCCCCCCCAAAAUCCCUUCAAAGAAAUCGAAGACUAGGUUGCCCUAUUUUUCCCCUUUUAUUUUUAACAUAAUCUCGGUCACUCCCUCAUUGAGUCACAGUGGCUCAUGGAUCAGAUGUUCUAUACGUUUCUCACCUCUCACAGCCAGUUGAGGAAUAAGAGCGGGAUGAUUCAGAGCAAGUAGAAGCCGAUUACAUGCUGAACCCUUUAAACAGGCCACGAGUGGAUGAUGCACAAGCCUGCUUGAAUGUGAAGGCAAAUGCGUUCUUGUUGAAAGCCAAAAUAUAUUGCCAACCUACAUCCCAAGGCACUUUGUAUUUGGAAUACGUUUUGGGUUAGUUUAUUGAUCAUAUUUUCCAACUAUGUGCGUUAAUGAUGUCACAGGGACUACACUACAGCACCACAGCCCUAUACAACACUCAUAUCUAAUGUUUCAUUGUUGUAGAUAUGUAAUGAUUUACUUUUCUCAUCGUGUUUACAAUUAGUGCUUUGUCCUUUUUCUCUUUACUUCGCUCUCCCCGCUAGAAUUUUUUUUCUGUUCAACUGAUCGACUCUGAUUCUCAAUAAACAUCAAGAAACCACAGCGGCAGCUUAAAAACUCCACUGUGACACAAUAAAACUGUUCCGGCAUAGACGGGAUACAGAUCCUCCAUUCUGCUUGACCUAACAGCUGAACAGGACAAAAAAAAAAAAAAAAAAAAAAAAAAAAGGGGUGGGCAAACUAUGACCUGCAGGCCACAGUGGGCCCACUCCGUUCUUUCUGUCUGCAUUUACUAUUUAUCAGAAGUCCUGGAAUAUUUAUUCAGUUUUAAUUUCAAACCUUCAAUUUAGCAAUUAUUUCCUAAAAUGUCAUUUUUUAAAAAUUCUACUAAAUAUUACAUUUACAUUUAACAGUAUGGUAUUACAUUUAUUUGUACUAUUUUACAUACAGUUUAUUUAUUGAUUUAUUUUACGUCAUCUUAGAAAAGACUUGGCCCAUCUGUCCAUGUUAAAAAUCUUAUAUGGGCCUUGAGCACAAACGUUUGCCUACCCCUGAGAUGAAUGGUGUUCAUGUGAGUGAGUCUUGAAUUAAAAAGCUGAGUCAAUGUUGCGUGGAAAUGAACACUGUUCAGUUUGACUCAGAAUUUCAUAUAACCACUGUUGAGUUGUUUAUUAAAGUGAAACCAGUUUGGACACAUGUUUUGGGAAACGAGAGAGCAUAAUUCUGCUCCUGUUGUGAUCUCUCCCAUUCUCUCUCUCUUGCUGUACUGUGCUGUUUCCCUAUACAGUGAUUAACAUGAUAGAAACAGGAACAAAUGCUUUGUGGUCUCAGUGAACUAUUGCUGUGUGAUCUGUCUGUGCAAACGUGAUUACUGCACUGGAUGAAGUGUUCCAAAAAUGAUGAGAUCAAGUGCUGGGAAUUGUGGUCAUUCCCGUAUAAUAUUAAUGAUGUACCUACUGUAUAUCAUGAUGCUUUACCCCCCCCAUGGACACCCCAUGAUAUACUGCACUGUAGUCAUACAAUGACUAAACAUUGUAUGACUACAGUAUAUCACAGUUAAUUAGGACAGGAGCUAAAGCAAACAUUCCCCCACACUGAUACCUAGAAAGUGUUCCAUUGAGAAUUCAAUUAAAAAGUGUUUUAAAAGUAA
Phyllopteryx taeniolatus (common seadragon) is the source of this 9087-nucleotide messenger RNA. RefSeq names its product kelch domain-containing protein 8B-like. Bases 1105 to 2298 code for a protein of 397 amino acids. The record is from RefSeq and is a predicted model, not a curated record. The transcript is spliced from 5 exons. Gene Ontology annotation, molecular function: protein binding. Lineage: Eukaryota; Metazoa; Chordata; Actinopteri; Syngnathiformes; Syngnathidae.